This is a messenger RNA of Fonsecaea erecta, 1026 nucleotides long. RefSeq lists its product as hypothetical. Lineage: Eukaryota; Fungi; Ascomycota; Eurotiomycetes; Chaetothyriales; Herpotrichiellaceae. The record is from RefSeq and is a predicted model, not a curated record. The transcript has 3 exons. Bases 1 to 1026 code for a protein of 341 amino acids.
AUGAACUCCUCCAACGCCGCCCGUGGCACAGAAACAGACAGCGAUGAGUCGACGCCUUUCCCCGUCACCCCUCCCCGUCAGAUCAUUCAUCCCUUCACCUCUUCAAGCUCCUCCAACGGUGCCGACUUGACCGUCUGGGCGCUGGACCAAAUCUAUUCUUCAUGUUUCUCCGACGACCCACGCGGCUGGGACCGUACCCGCGCCUUUCUCGGAAACCUUUCUCCCCAUCUGCGAGCCGUAGUGUCCUAUUUCCCCGACUCGGCAAACGGUGAAUACUGGACGCCUUUCCCCUUGUCCAACGAGGACUUUGAGUGUCUCAAGCGGUCCAAGUUUCACGCGGAUGAAGAUCUGAAGUACGACUAUGACGCCCUCUUCGAAAUCCUCGUCUUCAGAAUGCCGGAGCCGCAUGCGCAUAGCCAUGUGCAGGUUCGCCUGGCCUACAAGAUCGUGGCUCAGCUGGAAGCAAUUGCGGAACACAAUGACACUGUCAAACCCUUCAUCAAUCGUCUCUACGCCUCCAUCCUGUCCCCGUUCGAAUGCACGGACUCAGAACGUCAUCCUGAUUUUAGUGCCCACCAUCUCUCCCAGCCAAAGCCAGCGGUGAUAGGGGAAGUCGCUCUCCUUGAAACCGGGAAGAAUCUGGACCGCCUGGCAGACGAGUAUCACUUCGAAUUGCGAAGCUACAUCAACGUCGUGUUCGGACUCAGAUUUGGAUUUUGGAAGAAUGAAAAUGGCCACGUCAAGAUAUCAGCCAUGUUGUCGACCUGGAGACCAGUCUUGAGGCAUGGGUUGUAUGUCGGUUCACGGUGCGAGGAUGUCAUGCUUUAUGACGAGUUUGGAAACAAGAUUGUUGACGAACACGCCGGCUUGCGUUUGUCCCUGGAGGACUUCGCGUUCUUUCGUCUUCCCACCGAGUUCCCGGGUCUGGACCAAUAUACAGUCUUCGUUUCCGUCGAAGAACUCCAAGAGAUGCUGGGCGAGGCCGCAGAAAUUCAUCAGGCAUAUGGCUGGACACGGAUACCAUAA